Molecule: messenger RNA, 1509 nt
Organism: Gastrolobium bilobum
Lineage: Eukaryota; Viridiplantae; Streptophyta; Magnoliopsida; Fabales; Fabaceae
Product: geraniol 8-hydroxylase-like
Exons: 2
Coding region: 1-1509 (502 amino acids)
Molecular function (GO): monooxygenase activity; oxidoreductase activity, acting on paired donors, with incorporation or reduction of molecular oxygen; iron ion binding
Source: RefSeq, a predicted model, not a curated record
AUGGACAUUGUAAGUUGUACACUGCUCCUUCUGUUAACGUGCAUAGCCAUUCAUGUUCUUCGCUCAUUCCUUGCAAGAAGCACGAAACCAAACUACAAGCUUCCACCAGGACCUUCCCCUCUUCCCAUUAUUGGAAACCUCCUUGAACUUGGGGAAAAGCCCCACAAGACCAUGGCUAAGCUAGCUAAGAUUCAUGGCCCUGUUAUGAGUCUAAAGCUAGGUCAAAUAACCACCGUUGUGAUCUCCUCAGCAGAAAUGGCCAAAGAGGUGCUUCUAACCAAUGACCAGUUCUUGUCAAACCGAACCAUUCCCCAAUCUGUGUCAGUUCUCAACCACCAACACUAUAGCCUUGCCUUCAUACCCAUUUCACCUCUUUGGCGAGAGUUGAGAAAAAUAUGCAACACUCAAUUAUUUGCACACAAGACUCUUGAUGAAAGCCAACACGUUAGGCUUAAUAAAGUGCAACAACUCCUCAUGGAUAUCCAUCAAAGCAGCCAAAUUGGUGAAGCAGUAGAUAUUGGAACAGCAGUGUUCAAGACUACCAUAAAUCUAUUAUCAAACACCAUUUUCUCUGAGGAUUUGAUUCAGUCUACAGGUAAAGCAGGAGAGUUCAAGGACUUGGUGACGAAUAUCACAAAACUUGUCGGAACACCAAACUUGGCAGAUUAUUUUCCCGUGUUAAAGAUGGUUGAUCCACAGGGCGUAAAAAGAAGACAGGCUAAGAACGUUAGGAAGGUGUUAGACAUCUUUGAUGGCUUGGUUAAGCAGAGGUUGAAGGUGAGGGAAGAAGGCACAGGUUUAGAAACCCACAAAGACAUGUUAGAUGCCAUGCUCAACAUUUCUAAAGAGAACAAGAUGAUGGACAAAAAUAUGAUUGAACAUCUCUCACAUGAUCUAUUUGUUGCGGGAACAGAUACAACAGCAUCUACCUUAGAAUGGGCAAUGACUGAGCUACUCCGCAACCCAGAGGUAAUGUCAAAAGCGAAAAAAGAGCUUGAGAAAAUCAUUGGCAGAGGUAGAGGUAUCCCACUUGAGGAAUCAGAUGUUUCUAAGCUUCCAUACUUACAAGCAAUAAUAAAAGAGACAUUAAGGUUGCACCCACCAGUUCCAUUUUUACUACCACGUAAAGCAGAGAGAGAUGUGAACAUAGGUGGCUACACUAUCCCAAAAGAUGCACAAGUGCUAGUUAAUGUGUGGACUAUAUGCAGGGAUCCUACCUUAUGGGAGAACCCAACUUUGUUUUCGCCAGAGAGGUUCAUGGGAUCAGAUAUUGAUGUCAAAGGACGAAACUUUGAGCUAGCACCGUUUGGUGCUGGACGACGAAUAUGUCCUGGCUUGCAAUUGGCUAAUAGAAUGUUGCUCUUGAUGUUGGGUUCUCUAAUCAACUCAUUUGAUUGGAAGCUUGAAGAUGGCUUGAAACCGGAAGACAUUGACAUGGAUGAUAAAUUUGGUAUUACCUUGCAAAAGGCUCAGCCACUUCGAAUUGUUCCUAUCCAAAUCAGCAAUUAA